AGCAAACUGUUACUGAGGCACUGAGGAGAAGGCUUGAAGACAGAGAGAGAGAAGACUUGAAGACAGAGAGAGAGAAGACUUGAAGACUGAGAGAGAAGGCUUGAAGACUGCGAGAGAAGGCAAAGAGACUAGUUGAAGUAGUAAGAGAGGACUCAUAAGACAAACUCAAAGCCAGCUAUAAGCAGUUUUUCCCUGAGAACAACAGAGAUGGCCAUCGCUCCGUUCAGUCGCAGACAGUGGGCCUCCCACUCCCUCAGAGUCACAGCUAAGGAGUUGUCCAUAGUCGGCACCAGAGGCAAGAACAACGCCAUUGCUGAGCGCUUCUCCAAAUACCAACUGGCUGCAGAGGAGGGCAACUCGGAGAGGAAGAAAGCAGCUGCAGAUUCGUUGCCCCCAACUCUCUGCAAUGGCAACCUGAGUGUGUUGAAGAAGUGGUGGGAGCAGCCUGUCCAGUCCUCAGCCACGUCCUGUGCCCCGCUACCCCACACCACCCACACUCGCUGCUUACUCCCCUUAAACCCUAAAGCCAAGCAUUGGAUGUCACUUUCUUUCUUUUCUACUACUACUCAUUGUAAUAAUUUAUCUAUGUCAAUUUUACCUUAGCUCUGGUUUUGUCCGGAAGAUGGUACAAACCAAACAAAUGCUGAUAAUAUGAACUGAACCCAGUGAAUGAGAUAUUUUUGUCUGUAUUUGAAAAUACAGUAGUUUUAUGAAUGUUUUUAAGGUGGUAUGUUUUAUCAGAACAGCAGGAUAGCUGUAAGGACUGGAAGGGUUUCCACCAUAUUACGUAUUCUGCUGGUUAUCGUUGUUCCAACUUGAAUAAAGAAAUUGUUAUACA
Salmo salar (Atlantic salmon) is the source of this 838-nucleotide messenger RNA. It is a transcript of the gene lima1, whose product is annotated as LIM domain and actin binding 1. The record is from RefSeq and is marked provisional. NCBI's taxonomy places the organism in Eukaryota, Metazoa, Chordata, Actinopteri, Salmoniformes, Salmonidae.